Molecule: messenger RNA, 213 nt
Organism: Podospora bellae-mahoneyi
Lineage: Eukaryota; Fungi; Ascomycota; Sordariomycetes; Sordariales; Podosporaceae
Exons: 2
Coding region: 1-213 (70 amino acids)
Source: RefSeq, a predicted model, not a curated record
AUGGGGGAAAGACCCCAGAAUCGGACGACAAAGUCGGUGCCGGUGAUGGCGGUGGUUCGAGGGUUCAUCAAAGCGACGGUGAAGGAGAAGAUCCCCGAAGAUUCCAUCAGCCAUGUGCCGGUGACGGAGCUAGCAGAAAAGAAUGACUCGCUAAGGCGAUGUGAUGAGAUUGAGAGCUUCAUCGAGCUUCAGCUCGAGCUCUGGGAGCUCUGA